Molecule: messenger RNA, 1568 nt
Organism: Panonychus citri (citrus red mite)
Lineage: Eukaryota; Metazoa; Arthropoda; Arachnida; Trombidiformes; Tetranychidae
Gene: spn-A
Product: DNA repair protein RAD51 homolog 1-like
Exons: 5
Coding region: 150-1259 (369 amino acids)
Biological process (GO): chromosome organization involved in meiotic cell cycle; DNA strand invasion; DNA recombinase assembly
Cellular component (GO): condensed nuclear chromosome
Molecular function (GO): single-stranded DNA binding; DNA strand exchange activity; ATP binding
Source: RefSeq, a predicted model, not a curated record
UUCUAAUUUAUGAUUAAUUAAGUUGAAAUUUGAGUUUCUCAUUUCUUUUCAUGGUUUAAAAAAAAUUUAAGUUUAAUUAUUGAUUAAUCGUUUUUUUUAUGCUUAAAGAAUUGAAUUGUGAUAGAUGGCAGUAGUUUCGGUUUUUCAACAUGAAGACUUCAUGUUUUGAUAUUUUGUCUCGUUUGAUUUUGAAUUGUUUCAUUGGCGGUAAAAUGCAAGGAACUCAACAAAGGCGAUCUGAACAAAUUUCACAGGAAGUUCAAGUAGUUGAAGAUGAAGAUUCCGAAUCUGGAUUCCAUAAAGUAAGCCAGCUUCAGGGAAAUGGUGUUACUCCAGGAGAUAUUAAAAAAUUAAUUGAGGCUGGUUUUGCUACUGUUGAAUCAGUAGCAUUUGCCCCGAAAAAAAGUUUGAUUGGGGUGAAAGGGAUUAGUGAUACAAAGGCAGACAGGCUUUUGGCUGAUGCUCAGAAAAUAGUGCCAAUUGGAUUUACUACUGCUAAAGAAUUUCAUAAAAGACGAUCGGAUAUUAUUACCAUCACCAGUGGUUCCAAAGAAUUGGAUAAACUGCUUGGCGGUGGAUUUGAAACUGGAGCUAUCACCGAACUGUUUGGUGAGUUUCGAACUGGAAAAUCUCAGAUAUGUCAUGCAUUAGCUGUUACUUGUCAAUUACCCAUAGACAUGGGAGGUGCAGAGGGAAAAGCCAUGUACAUAGAUACUGAGGGAACAUUUAGACCUGAAAGGCUUUUAGAUUGUGCGGCUCGGUACAAAUUGGAAGGAGGAGAUGUGCUAGAUAAUGUCGCCUAUGCUCGAGCAUAUAACACAGAUCAUCAGAUGCAACUCGCCGUACAAGCCGCUGCUAUGAUGUCCGAAUCAAGAUAUGCUCUUCUCAUUGUAGAUAGUGCAACAGCACUUUAUCGAACUGAUUAUUCUGGAAGAGGAGAAUUAGCUCCAAGACAGAUGCAUAUGGCUCGAUUUUUACGGUUACUUCAGAGGUUAGCCGACGAAUUUGGUAUUGCGGUUGUAAUAACUAAUCAAGUUGUAGCUCAAGUAGACGGAGGUGCUGGAAUGUUCAAUGCUGAUCCCAAAAAGCCAAUUGGAGGUAACAUCAUCGCUCAUGCAUCUACAACCCGAUUGUAUUUACGUAAAGGUCGAGGAGAUUCCAGAGUCUGUAAAAUCUAUGACUCUCCAUGUCUACCCGAAUCGGAGGCUUCCUUUGCAAUUACAGUUGAAGGCAUUUCUGACACUAAAGAUAACGAUUAAGUGCCGUUUACUUUUUAUCACUAUUACUUUUUACUAUCAAUUAUCUUUUCUAAUCCGACUUGUUAAUCCAUCCUAAAUUUGAAACAAAACCAAAAACAACUACAAAUCACCAGCGCACGUUACACAAUCUAAAAAAGUACUCACAUUUAUCCUGUUUCAAUCACUUCGAAGUUUUAUCAUUUAUAAUCAAUUUGUUAAAAAGUUUGGUACACCGGAAGAUGAAACAUCAAAUCAUCACCAAAUUGAAGUUUCUCAAAUCAAGUCAAAAUUAAACACAUUACGAUGAUUAAAAUUGUGAAACAGCUUAAA